Messenger RNA from Ceratosolen solmsi marchali, 590 nucleotides. It is a transcript of the gene Tapdelta, whose product is annotated as Translocon-associated protein delta. Gene Ontology annotation, cellular component: membrane; endomembrane system; endoplasmic reticulum. The record is from RefSeq and is a predicted model, not a curated record. The coding region runs from base 22 to 528 and encodes 168 amino acids. Lineage: Eukaryota; Metazoa; Arthropoda; Insecta; Hymenoptera; Agaonidae. The transcript has 2 exons.
GAAAAAUUAACUUAUAUAAAAAUGAAAUAUCUUACAUUUUUUACUAUCAUACAAAUAAUUACGUCAGUAUUUACUGAAAAUUGUCAAAAACCAGAAGUUACGGCAUUAGCAUAUAUAACUGGAGAUGCUACCAUUCUUACGCAAAUAGCAUUCACUACUCAAUUUUCCUUAAAAUGUAUAAAUGGAAUUAAAGGAAUUUCGUUAUAUGCUGAAGUUAAUGGAAAAGCAUUGCCAGCUGUACGACUAAGUGCCGAGAAUAAAUAUCAGGUUUCAUGGACAGAUGAUAUUAAAACAACUUUUUCAGGUGACUAUAGUAUCAAACUUUAUGAUGAAGAAAGCUAUUCUGCUAUUCGAAAAGCUAUUAGAAAUAGUGAAGAUCCGAGCAGUAUUAAACCAUUAGCUGUUAUAGUACUGAAUAAUCCAGGAAUUUAUAUGGGACCAUGGAUAAAUUCUGAAUUUUUGGCUGCUUUGCUAGCAAUAUUUGUAUCUUAUGCAGCUUUUUCAGCUAAAUCUAAACUAUUAGCAUAAAUACAUUUUUAUAGAAUUUAUAAGUAUUUAUUAUAAAUAUUAUAAGUUCAUGAAAAUAAAAA